This is a messenger RNA of Penicillium atrosanguineum, 1707 nucleotides long. RefSeq names its product Zn(II)2Cys6 transcription factor. The coding region runs from base 1 to 1707 and encodes 568 amino acids. The transcript has 4 exons. Gene Ontology annotation, biological process: regulation of DNA-templated transcription. Gene Ontology annotation, molecular function: DNA-binding transcription factor activity, RNA polymerase II-specific; transcription cis-regulatory region binding; zinc ion binding. Gene Ontology annotation, cellular component: nucleus. Lineage: Eukaryota; Fungi; Ascomycota; Eurotiomycetes; Eurotiales; Aspergillaceae. The record is from RefSeq and is a predicted model, not a curated record.
AUGCCGCCGGAUCGAGGCCGCGCCUCUCGAGCUUGCGCCUCAUGCAGAAAGCAAAAGACUCGCUGCUAUGAGCCUGGGAUACCCGGUAAAGCCUGUCUGCGAUGUGAAAGGCUUCAUCAGGGAUGCUCGCUGGUUCAAAUUGAGAGUGUGGCCCCUGAGGAGGACCCAGCGCCGCCAAUUUCGGGUGCAGAUGCUCGCUUGGAGCGUCUUGAACGAACUGUGGCAGCACUGCUUGACAGACUGGGGGAGACCCCGAGCAGUGUUGAACAUGACUCGAGCAGACCUGCAAGCGCACUGACGACCCCGGAUCCCGGCGAGCAAACUUUACACGAGACGGAAUCUCCCGCGGCUCCAAUCAUGGUCAUCCGCAAUUUAGCCACCGACUCUGGGUUUAGGCCUUCUCCAGAUAUGAGAUCUCUGGGCAGGGCCCUGGAUGAUCUCAUUGCGCCUGAGCUGGCAUUGACCCUUAUCACCAUAUUUCUUGAGUAUUAUGGCCGUUGGAUUACACUCGACCCGGAAAGCGACCCUGCUGUUCUCUUACCCCGCGUAAGGAGAUCACCGUUAUUAUUCUGCGCAUGCUGCCUGAUCGCAGUGCGGCAUACUUCCGAGGGGCUAGCAGCAAGUCUUGCACCGAAACUAUACGAAUGUGCUCAAUCCCUGGUCUCAAGCGCACUCAUAGUAGCGCCACAGUCUAUCGAAUUCUUCCAAGCGACCCUGAUCCUAUGUAUGUGGUCAACGACCGUAGGACAGGUGCCCUUGGGUAUUGACAGCUGGCUUCUGAGUGGCUUUGCUUUGCAGCAUUGUCAAUCGAGUCCCUUAUUCACUGCAAUUUCAUCACAAUCUCAGCAACCUAUGAGAAUGAAUGAGACAACACUGGAUCGUUGCUGCUUGUGGAACCACUUGUGUUUAGCACAUCUGCACUAUUGUGUUGGGACUAGUCGCAGGUCUAUGUUGCAGGCCUGGCAGAUCGAGCGCUGUCGAGUUAUUCUUGCUUCGGACCAUGCGAUUAAUUUCGAGGUACGCAUGGUGGCGGAGAUUUAUCUAUAUUGGACUGUUUAUGAACAUCUGAUUGAGGAGUCUGUUGAUCUGCUCAAGUCAGUGGCGGCUUUGCAAACGUGGAGGAAAACAUGGGAGUUUGUUCUCGAGCAACCGAGAUCCCAAUUUCUAUUGAUGGGAUUCCAUUUCUCCAACUUGCUCCUGUAUGAGCAUGCCUUAAAGACAAAGACUGCUCGAGCCCGCGAGUCUGUUGUUUUAGAAAUGAUUCGCCAUUCUACAGCCAUUGUCCAUGUCGCCAUGGACACAGUGGAUGAGCGCACCCGCCACUUGAGUGACCAUAUUUAUCACAUGAUUACUUUCGCAGCGAUCAUUAUCUGUCGCUUGCUCAAUAACUACGAGGAACAGUUAAAUGUGAACUUCAACGUCGAUGAGCUUGAUGGCUUAAUCCAAGACCUUGUCCAGUGGCUUCAUUCCAUUGGCCUGCCAUGCCAUGCCGCACAUACACUGGGAAAUAUCAUCGCCAAGGUCCAUCAAAAGCUACGUCCACGUGUGGAGAAGACCCCAUUGAUUGCGCCUAUCGAUGACGUGCCCGAGGAGAGUUUUACUAAUUACUACUUCCCUGAAUUUCUGGGACUGGGAGCCUCGGCUGAUGGAAACUGGGACUUGCUCUCGGAUAUGAGCUUCUUCCCGCAAAGCCCUGCCAAUUCAUGA